Caenorhabditis briggsae is the source of this 330-nucleotide messenger RNA. The record is from RefSeq and is a predicted model, not a curated record. The transcript is spliced from 3 exons. NCBI's taxonomy places the organism in Eukaryota, Metazoa, Nematoda, Chromadorea, Rhabditida, Rhabditidae. Bases 1 to 330 code for a protein of 109 amino acids.
AUGUCACUGAAAUUUUUGCUCCUGCUAAAUUUCUUGUGCCUUCUAUUGAUAAUUUCCGAUGAUUGUGAUAGUCGUCUUAUUUGGAGCUUAGAAAGUAACAUUACUGAUAGGUUAUCAGCCAUCUUGAAAAAAGGAUUCACUUACAAAGGAUGCCAGGAGACAUUCAAUAAGGAAGACAUUAUUGAUAUUGCCGAAGAAAUCGAACACGAGUUCAAUCUAUACUGGAACAUAACUACGAUCCAGAUAAACAACACUACAACCGACUCAAUCGUCGAGGUAACCGAGGGUGAUUCUAAUGAAGAUUCUGAUGAAGGCCAAAGCUGUCUUUGA